Messenger RNA from Oldenlandia corymbosa var. corymbosa, 810 nucleotides. The record is from the annotation of a GenBank genome assembly. NCBI's taxonomy places the organism in Eukaryota, Viridiplantae, Streptophyta, Magnoliopsida, Gentianales, Rubiaceae.
AUGGAGGAAUACGAGUCAUUAUCUUUGAGGGCAAGGCGGAAGAAGCCCUCCGUAUGCCUGUCUUGUUGCUUCAAUCCCGGUUACCACCAACGGGCUGACUCCUUUGAUGCCGCCUCAUCCUCCGUCAUGCCCAGCCCCUCCAACCACCGCCUCUCACCUUCUUCCCUCAAAGGGAGGUGCAAGAAUUUGAUGUCUCGAAUGGGUCGGCACAGGCGGCAUUCAUCAGCCGAUUUCAGCUAUGAUCCCCUCAGCUACUCCCUUAAUUUCCAAGACAAUGACGACCCUAGUUCUGACCACUAUGAUCAUGACUUCCCUGUCAGGAGCUUUGCGUCACGCCUACCUUUGUCCCCUCCCGGUUCCAGGAGGAACCCCAUCACCUUGAUACCACCCUGCUCUACCACCAUCCGGAACUCACCUAUUAUGGUUAGGCCAGCUAGUCAGCUCGGAGUAACCUCCUCCUCCCAGGCUGCCGCCGUUGCUGAGGUGAGAAAGAGCUUGGAGGAGGAAGACCACCAUGUUGACCAGGAGCAUCCCCCUACACUGCAACCAUGGGAUAAUAAGUUGGAGGAAAUGAGGAGCCUUGACCUACCAAAAACCCCUCGCAAGCUCCAUACUAGCAUAGCCAUUGACGCUGCAGACAUGUCAUCAUCCACUGCUGCUGGAAGGAGGAAUAUCAACUUGUUAACACCCACAAGGAUGGCACCACCGGAUAUUGUGAGAAGAAGCUAUGAAUAUGACCAGUAUGAGGAUGUAUCCCCCGCCCUGGUGGUUUCCCCCACUCGACGCCAAGUCUUGGUUGAAUUGUGCUGA